Messenger RNA from Cloeon dipterum, 1756 nucleotides. Its product is annotated as alkaline phosphatase 4-like. Gene Ontology annotation, molecular function: alkaline phosphatase activity. Lineage: Eukaryota; Metazoa; Arthropoda; Insecta; Ephemeroptera; Baetidae. Bases 107 to 1699 code for a protein of 530 amino acids. The transcript is spliced from 7 exons. Gene Ontology annotation, biological process: dephosphorylation. The record is from RefSeq and is a predicted model, not a curated record.
AGUGCUAAUCCCGCCACCAACAAACCUAUAAAUUAAAGCAACGUACCAGUGGCAAGAAUCAUAAUAGGGUUGUUAUCUGGAGCACACUACUGUCCAGCUCUUCAAGAUGAGGGCUUUGGAAACUGUCGCCGCUUGCGUUCUGCUGCUGCAAGCGACUGCAGUGUGCAAGUACCUUGAAGUUGUGCAGAUAGAAGAUAAAAAUUACUGGUACGAAUUGGGAAAAAGCCGUCUUCAAGAUCAAUUGAAAAAGACGAUGAACCUCAAUCGAGCUAAAAACGCAAUUUUCUUUGUUGGUGAUGGAAUGGGCCUAACAACGGUGACUGCAUCAAGAAUUUACAAAGGGCAACUUAACGGUGAAACAGGAGAGGAAAACUACCAUGCAUUUGACCUUUUCCCUGACAUAGGAUUGGUGAAGACUUACAACACUGACAAGCAAGUUCCUGAUUCGGCAGGAACCGCGACAGCUAUGUUUUGUGGCGUAAAAACUAAGUAUUACACUGCCGGCAUUGACUCCACUCUACCCACGGGGGAAUGUGACCCUGAGCUUUACGAAGCAGCCAAAGUCGACUCUUUGCUUAAGUGGGCUCAAGACGCUGGAAAGCGAACUGGAUUAGUAACAACGACCCGAAUCACCCACGCAACCCCAUCAGCGGCGUACGCGCACAUCGCAGAAAGAAACUGGGAGUGUGAUGGCAAGAUACCACCUGAAUACCAAGGGUGCAUGAAAGACAUCGCUAGGCAGCUUGUUGAGGAAUCGCCAGGCAAAGAUAUCAAUGUUGUUUUCGGAGGUGGUCAGCAGCAAUUGGGAUUCGCAAUAGGCGAUGAUGAUUCCUGCGAGAGGACUGAUGGCCUUAACUUAACUGAAAUUUGGGAGAAUGAUCGCAAAGCGGAGGGAGUCAGUCACCGAUUUGUCAUCAACAGAGGUCAAAUGGAGGAGCUUUCAACGGAGGAUAAAGUCCUUGGAUUGUUCGGGUUUGGUCACAUGGCGUAUGAUCUUGAGAGAGAUACCGGAGCAGACGGGCCACCAUCAAUCGUGAACAUGACGGUCAAAGCCAUUCAAAUGCUCCAAAGGGGAGAGAACGGAUUCAUGCUGAUAGUCGAGGGCGGAAGGAUUGACCAUGCCCAUCACGACAACUUCGCGAAACUUGCUCUGUCUGAGGCGGUAAGGUUUGAAGAGGCCAUAUCUGCGGCUCUGGCAAUGACCUCCAGGGAUGACACCCUCAUAGUCGUAACUGCUGAUCACUCGCAUUCACUCACAAUGAAUGGUUAUCCAAAAAGAGGAAAUGAUAUUCUUGGUUUUGCUCACGAUGAGCUUGACAAGCCUAUCUAUGAGACCCUGACAUACGCGAACGGUCCAGGAUACAACGUGCACCGCAAAAACGGCAGCAUCGACUCAGAUGAGUACCUUUGGAAAGACCUAACCUUGAUGGAAGACCGAGAUGAGACGCGUUAUAUGCACUUUGCACCGAUUUAUGAAGAGACGGAGACCCAUGGUGGUGAAGAUGUUGCAGUAUAUGCGAUAGGCCCUCAAUCUCAUUUGUUCAACGGCGUUUUUGAACAAAGCUACUUAGCGCACGCUAUCUCGUGUAUUGGAAAGUUUGGUCCAAACCCCACGCUUUGUAGUAGCGCACCAGUUUCAGCUAAAUCAACCUCUGUUUUAAUCAUGGCUUUCCUUUAUAUUCUGAACCGUCUCAUUUAACAUGACAAUCAAAUGUAUCUCUCAAAAUGUGAUUAAAAUAAUAAGACUCCAGCUUUA